GUAGCAAUGUUUAUGCUACAUUUGGGCAGUGCUACCUUCUUGCUAACAGAGCCAGUGAUAAGUGCAAUGACAACUGGGGCAGCUACGCACGUUGUGACUUCGCAAGUGAAGUAUCUCCUGGGAAUGAAAAUGCCAUAUAUCUCAGGGCCUCUGGGAUUCUUUUACGUAAUUGCUACCUCUUUCAUCUGCUAUUCUGCUGACAUGGAGCGCAGUUUUGGCCUGGAAGUUGUGGGACAUAUUCCAAAAGGGAUACCAGCACCAAGAUCUCCACCUUUGAAGAUCCUCCCUGAAGUAGUGACAGAGGCUUUUGGAGUUGCAUUAGUCGGUUAUGUGGCAUCUCUAGCUCUGGCCCAUGACUCUGCACAAAGAUUUCAUUACUCUGUGGAUGAUAACCAGGAGUUCUUGGCUCAUGGCCUCAGCAAUGUGAUCCCUUCAUUUUUCUUUUGCAUACCAAGUGCAGCAGCCAUGGGACGAACCGUACUUCUGUACAACACUGGAGCAAAAACACAGGUGGCUUGUCUGAUAUCUUGUAUAUUGGUUCUUGUGGUUAUCUAUACAAUAGGACCACUGUUAUACUGGCUACCCAUGGGUGUGCUAGCAAGUAUUAUUGUGGUGGGCCUAAAGGGAAUGCUGAUGCAGUUCCGAGAUUUAAAAAAAUACUGGAGUGUGGAUAAAACUGAAUGGAGUAUUUGGGUCAGCACUUACGUGUUUACAGUUUGCUUUGCUGCUAAUGUAGGGUUAUUGUAUGGUGUCAUCUGCACAGUACUGAUAGUGGUUUUCCGUUUUUCAAGAGCAACAACACUGAGCUUGAAGCACAUGAAUGAAACAGAAUGCAGAUUCAAAACAGAAGCAGACUUUGAAUCUUCACAACCAGUGAAAAUAGUGUCAGUGAAUAACCCAUUAGUCUUUCUGAAUGCUAAGACGUUUUACGCCAAUAUAUUGGAAAUAAUCUAUAAGGAGUGGACAUGUGCAAGGGAACUGUCGGAAGAUAUGAACAAGUAUGAACAGAACAUAUUGCUCACUUCAUUAUCCAAUGGAAACUGCCAUGAAGGGAAUAUAGAUCCUGCAUUUGCUGAUCUAAGAUGUUCAUCUUUACAACAGCAUUCCAGUGAAAAGCACCAUCUAAUAUUUGACUGCAGUGGCUUGACUUUCUUUGACUACACUGGUAUCUCUGUACUUAUUCAGAUUUAUACGGAUGCUCAAAAAAAUAAUAUAAAUGUUUAUCUGGCAAAUUGCAAAGCUUCUUUGAAAAAAGCACUGAAAUUCAACGGAAAGCUAGAAUUAGAGAAUGCUGUCUUCUCUGAAUCGGUUUCUUCAGCUGUUGCGUCCAUUCAGUUUAAUAGGAACUUUUGCAAGCUUAAUGAACAUACUGAGAUUUGAUGCCAGUCUGAUUCGUCUGUCUAUCAAAUUGCUCACUUGCAGAAGGAAUCGUGCCAAAGAAUUUCUUCAGAUGUUUAAACAUGGGAUUUUGUUGGUGAUAAUUGCCAAGCAUAUUUAACAAAUUCAACAGCAGCAGUGUUUUCUGCCUAUAUUUCCUGAAGGGUAUAUUUUUAUAAACUUAAAUUCUUCUUCAAUGAUCACAUAUUUUUCUAUGCAUGAAGAGCUAAAAAAUAGAAAGCAAUUUAAGAUACUACUGUGGUGUAUGCUGUUUUAGCUGUCUUGUUACAAUUUAAAAAUAUAAGUUUGUGCAGAAGAGAAUGCAACAUCAUUGAAUUUUGUAGUGCAAUGUAUGUAAUCCAAAAUCUGUCCUUUUUAUGUGCAAUUGUAAACUUCAAUAAAAGGCCAUUUUUUCCUGUUAAAUGCCUAGAAUUAACAAUCAUAUCUUGCCACUUCCACAUUCUGCUAAAUACACUGAAGUUAUUAUUUUGAUUUUUGUCUCUUUACUGCAAUGUUUUAAAGCGGGAUAUAAAAGAAUUUUAUUAUAUAUUCAUUUGAGAAUAAUUUUUACGUUUCUAUAUAAUAGAAUCCUGGCAAGGAAAACCAUUGCAAUAAACAAAGUCUAACUAGCAUUUGUUCUUCUAUCAAAAAUACAUGAAAGGUUAUAAAGAUUGCUCUUAUUUUUACACGCACAAAGUUGUGAAGGGAUUGUUGCAACCUUUAAAGGCCAAAUGUAGCUAUAGCGAAGCAUCUAGCACUUCAUCUAAAACUUCCUCAUCAAAAACUGCUGAGCCAGUAAAUGUCCUUACCGAAGCAAGCAAUAAAAAC
This is a messenger RNA of Thamnophis sirtalis, 2205 nucleotides long. Lineage: Eukaryota; Metazoa; Chordata; Lepidosauria; Squamata; Natricidae. The record is from RefSeq and is a predicted model, not a curated record.